AAAUAGCAUUGUAAAAUACGAACUCAUACUGUGUAGACUAGACUGUAGGCUGAAAACUGCAUCGAUAGCUUCUGUAUCGUUAUUAUUCGCGUAGCUUGAGGCAAAUUAAUAAGUAAUAGACUCCGAUUAAGUGAUAGAGAUCAUACAUCAACUUCAAUCCGUUUUUAUCUGAACAGUUAUCAAUUGGAAAUGUCAAACCAGCCCUGAUUAAGCGGAAAUCAGAACAUGCCAGAAUAAGAUUUUUGGAAGAAAAAUGAUACAACAGUUAUUAUCGUCACUCCUGGUCUUUGUUCUUUGUGUGCCACAUUGUCAUGGGGGCUGUGCAGAGGUGGACUCCAUGACAGAGGCGGUGGCCGGGGAGAGCUUCCUCAUGGGCUGCAUCUCCUGUAAGAGGAGAGAGGAGGUCCAGGCCCAAACCACGGUUGACUGGCACUUCAGAGCCACAGGAGAGGAGGAGUAUAUCCACAUCUUUCACUAUGACCACCCACACCCCAACACCCUCCACGAGGAAUUUAAUGACCGGCUAGAGUGGCAAGGAACAAUGGGGAGUAAGGAUGUACAGAUAGGAGCCAUCUUCAUUCACAACGUCACAUUUAAUGACACAGGCACCUACCGCUGCACCUUCCAGCGCACCCUCUUCCUCCCAUUGGAUAAUGAAUAUGUCACAGUGGAAAAGGAGGUGGAGCUUACUGUGGUGGCCGAAGCCAAUCGGGAGCUGUUGUCGGUGGUGUCAGAGAUCAUGAUGUACGUGCUAAUUGUGGUGCUGCAGCUGUGGAUGAUCGUGGUGCUGAUCCAUUGCUACAACAAGAUCUGGGCUGAACAUGAGGCACGGGAUGCUCGCAAAGCCCUGAGGGCCCAAAAACUGGCCCUAAUAAAAGAACCUUUAGACUCAAAGGACAAUUGUGACGGAGUGCUUCUGGAGUGACUUGUUUCAGUAAACAUCAAAGGUGGAGAACCUUGUCACAAGCAACUGUUACCACUACACUACAAGGCUAUUAUAUCAUAGAAAUAGAAUUUGAAUGUCUUAGCAUAGUGUGUAACACAUGCAGUUUACAAUGUACUUGAUUUACAGUACGAGGUAGUUGCAGCUGGUGUGAGUGGUGAUUAGAUUAACAGGUGGUGCCGAAUAGCCUUAGUGUGUCAGCUCAAAAGAGAAUGUCAUCACGUGAUGGAUCAACAGUUCUGACAAAGCUCUGAUUACAGAUGGUUCCACCUGAGCUACAUAGAAAGCUUUGGCAGGAACAACAUAGGUCUCAUCUGCAACCAUGUUAUUACAGAUUUUUUAAAUCGCUAUUUUCACAAGUAUGUGGUACAUUUUCACAACUCUUAGAACAAAAUACCAAACUGGUCACACUUGUAAUGCAGCAAGUCUUUCAUUCAAAACCUGUCAUUGUCCAUUAAUUUGGAUUAUAAACAUCUCUCACCACACAACCAUUGAUUCAAGUUUAUUGUGAAAUGUAAUGAGAAUUGGUUUCACAAUAUCUUUUCAAUUUAGUUGUUUUAAUUACCAGUUAAACCAAUAGCAAACAAUGCAAGAUAAGGUGUUUCAAAUCACCCUUAGAAGUUUUGAAAGUAAUAUGUUACAGUACUGUUAAUUACAGUAGAUUCACAGUUUUCACAUUAGGCAAUACACUUACAGUACCCAACAAAAUUGACAGAAAAUGUAUCCAAUGUGUGAUCAAAGGUGUGAUCAAUGAAAACAUCCUCUACAAUCAUUCAUGCACAUUAAAAAAUAUAUAUAAUUGCAACAUAGGUGUACUGUCUGUAAUCAAAUGUAAAAUAAAAUAAAACAACGUUUAGCAUGCAUUAAUUUGCAUCAA
Molecule: messenger RNA, 1820 nt
Organism: Oncorhynchus kisutch (coho salmon)
Lineage: Eukaryota; Metazoa; Chordata; Actinopteri; Salmoniformes; Salmonidae
Product: sodium channel subunit beta-1
Exons: 7
Coding region: 254-925 (223 amino acids)
Biological process (GO): regulation of heart rate by cardiac conduction; cardiac muscle cell action potential involved in contraction; regulation of sodium ion transmembrane transporter activity
Cellular component (GO): voltage-gated sodium channel complex
Molecular function (GO): transmembrane transporter binding; sodium channel inhibitor activity
Source: RefSeq, a predicted model, not a curated record